This is a messenger RNA of Funneliformis geosporum, 2061 nucleotides long. NCBI's taxonomy places the organism in Eukaryota, Fungi, Glomeromycota, Glomeromycetes, Glomerales, Glomeraceae. The record is from the annotation of a GenBank genome assembly.
AUGGAUAUAAAUACGAUAUUGACACUUCCAAUACGAGUAUUUUCUUUACCACCUGAAGUAUUAUUAGUUAUCAUUCCAAGAAAAAAAUUCGUAAAAUCCUCAGCGAAAUUAAUAUCUGAACCAGAAAUAACAAAUAAAGUGAAAGACAGCGUUUUUUUUAAACAAAAUGAAGAUAAUAUAAGACCUACAUGCCUUGUUUGUGGAAUAACCUUUGAAAAUGUAGAACUGCAAAGAACUCAUUAUAAACUAGAUUGGCAUAGGUUUAACGUAAAAAGACGUGCUGCUAGCUUAGAACUUGGUAAAAAGCAAUAUAUACCAACAACCGAAGAAGAAUUUGAAGAAUUAAUGGGUGAUAGUAUAUCAAGUAUUUCAGGAUCCGGAACGGAUUGUUCUGACACAACAGAGGAUGAUGUAGCAACUCUUGUUAAUGAAUUGAAAGAAACUAAUUUAUAUAAUGAUGAAUUAACUGAAAGAAAAAAUAAUAAUUCAGAACCAAUCUCAUGGUAUAUUUGUCCUAACUUAUUUCCGACUUCAAUUAAUUUAGGUAUAUAUAAGAAUAUUCUUUAUAAUUUUGGAGACAAUGAUAUUGAUGAUAUUUACAAGUUACAAGUGAAACCUAACGAAAAACAAAAUCCAAGGUUAUGGGCAAUGAUAAUGAUUGGAGGUGGUCAUUUUGCAGCAUUGAUUUUGGAUGUUACAAAGAAUACAAACGUGUUUCAUGCUAAAGAAGUUAAAGCGAUAGUUCAUAAAACUUUUCAUCGAUAUACAACACGUAGAAAGCAAGGGGGGAGUCAGACUAGCAAUGAUAAUGCGAAAGGAAAGGCCAAAUCUGCAGGUGCAGAUUUAAGAAGAUAUAAUGAAGCUGCUUUACAAAAAGAUAUUCGUGCUCUAAUUGGUCAAUGGAAAUCAAUGAUUGAAGAAAGUGAGCUUAUUUUUGUUCAUGCUCCUAGUGCUAAUAAAAAUAUUAUAUAUAAUUACGAAGAAUCAGUUUUAAAGAAAGACGACAAAAGAAUUAGGAGUUUCCCUUUUUCCACUAAACGUCCGACUUUUACCGAGCUAAGAAGAUCCUAUAUAGAGUUAACUAGAAUAAAGGUGUUAGAAGUAAAAGAAAGUAAUGAUGAUAAUGGUAUACAAGAAACUAUAAAGAGCAAAUUGACGGAGGAAAAUCUGAAACGUUCUCAAAUUAUCACAGAAACGAUGGAAUUAGCCAAGUCAAAUGAAUCUUCAGAUAUAUUAGAAAAGGCAUCAAACGAAACAAUUAAAAUGUACAAUCUUAUAAAGAAAGGGAAAUUGGAUCUAUUCGUGAAUCAUAUUACUAAGAAUUCUUUUAAUGUGACAGACCUUCUUCCUAUCACGCCAAUUUCUGAGAAUGAUAUUAGUAAGAUUCCAACUUUACUACACUUGGCGUCAUCUUUAGGUCAACAUGAUAUUAUCGAAUAUCUUUUAAAUCAAGGUGCAGAUCCGACCAUUACCUCAAUAAAAAACUUGACACCUUAUGACUUGGCAAAGGAUAAAGAAACACGUAAUGUAUUUCGAAGGUAUAUGGCAGAACAUAUGGAUAAGUGGAACUGGAUCAAUGCUCAUGUCCCUAGUCCUUUGACAAAAGAGAUGGAAGAAGAGCAACUGAGAAAACAAAAAGAAAAGAAAAGGAAGGAUAAAGAAAGAAAGAAAAAGGCAACAGCUAAUAAAAAAGAAAAAGAAAUAAUUGAAGUAAAUAAAAAAGCAAUAGCUGAAAGUAGCGAAUCUAUAUCUUCAGCAUCAAAGAAAAAUGGUUCAUCAAUGACAGGUAAAUCAUUAGACAAUUCUAGUUCAUUAAUUGGAUUACCAGCUGAAAUGCGUACGAGAAUUGAAAGAGAACGUCGCGCCCGAGCUGCUGAAGCACGAUUAAACGGAAUGCAAAAUAGAGGUGCACCUAAACCUUUAACCCUCCCUUCUAUAGGUAACGUUGUUUGCAAUAUGUGUGAAAAAUCUCUUUCCGGAUUAGUACCUUUUGAAAUUUGUGAAUUGAAAUUUUGUAGUACUGUAUGUGUAAAGAACUAUAGAGAUAGAGAGUCAACGUAG